AUGGAAGAAUUUGCGCGGAAUGAUCUUCCAAAUAUAAUAAACAAAGAUGAGUUCAAAAAAUACUAUGAAAUUUUCUCCGACAAACCCGACAAAUUCAAAUUUGUUAUCGGACAUCGUCAAAUAAUUAAAAAUAUUUCUGAGUUUUUUCAGAAGGAAGUAAAUAAAAUGAAAUACGAUGGAGUUAGGAAAAAUACCACUAAAGAUUCUUCCUCAUCCACUAGUCAGCAGACGCGAAAAUCGUCUUGCGACGAAUCUUGUGACGAGCUAGCUGGUGAGCCCGUCAACCUACAGGAAGAAGGGCAAACAUUAUUCCGUACAAUGAAGAGCUGGGCCCAAUUAAAGGUCGACGCUGAUCAGUGGCUUUCUUUCGAGAAUAACUUCCAGAACGUUGGUAUGGACAUCAAACUGGUAAAAGGAUAUCCAAACAAUCAGCUAUAUUGUGUAAUCACAUGUUUCUGUGGAAGCAAGUAUAAACUUCCAAAGCUCUCCAACUUGCAAUUGGACCUGAAGUGUGUUAUGGAAGAUUUUCCAGAGUUCAAGACUCCAGAUAGUGAAGAUACAGACAAUUUUCAGAUGGAUCAGAAUCCUUUUGAAGAUAAGAAUAAGAACGAAGAGGGUCUAAUAGAAGAUGCUCGAGGAGUUGAAACGUUCACUCAUAAAGAGGAUGUAUUGGACCUGAAAGAUUACUCAGAUAGAAUAAAAAGUGUAGACGAAAAUUCCCCCUACGUUAAAGUUCAGCUUAAGGAUAAGUCUGCAAUUAUAAAAAAAUCCUCAUACUGCUGGCUUCUUAGUGAAUCAAACGGCCGAAUCAGUAAUGAUCGCCUCAAAAGAUUUAUUGUGGGAGCAACUGGCAAUACACUGAAAGUAUCAAAAUUGAAAAAAAGCAAUUCAAAAAUCAACCUGAAAAAACCUAAGCAAAACCGGACAAAAACAAAAGACAUUGAAAAAAUUACAUCUGAAACGGAUGUGGAAAUAGCUGAUGAUGCAUCAGAUCAAUCAGAAUCUCAUGAUGUGAAUGUGGAGGAAUCCUCGGAGGAUUCUAUGGAGAUUACAAUAGGAAAAUUCUAUGCCGUUGCUUACGAUAUACAAUGGUAUAUUGGAAAAGUUUCAGACAUUGUCAAUGGAAACAAAUUCAAAGUCAAAUUUCUAAAAUCCGAACCAAAAUCAGCAAAAAUCAGUUUAUCUGGCCUAAGCAAGAUGACACCGAUAUAG
Psylliodes chrysocephalus is the source of this 1212-nucleotide messenger RNA. The record is from the annotation of a GenBank genome assembly. Lineage: Eukaryota; Metazoa; Arthropoda; Insecta; Coleoptera; Chrysomelidae.